Molecule: messenger RNA, 2908 nt
Organism: Gadus morhua (Atlantic cod)
Lineage: Eukaryota; Metazoa; Chordata; Actinopteri; Gadiformes; Gadidae
Product: very low-density lipoprotein receptor-like
Biological process (GO): receptor-mediated endocytosis
Cellular component (GO): signaling receptor complex; apical plasma membrane; plasma membrane
Molecular function (GO): protein binding; calcium ion binding; hormone binding
Source: RefSeq, a predicted model, not a curated record
GUGGUCGGGGCUUGUUGCCGUUCGUUCCCACAGAGCCGCAGUCCACUCGGUGUCGCGUGUGAUUUGGAAUUGGUGUGCGUGUGCAGCGGUUUUCUACAGUCCGUGGUGUGAACCGGGUUCCGAACCACCAGGCCAGCUUCAGUCACCCAGCAGCCGGCUAACAACUCCUCCACUCGGCUCCCCUAGCAGACAUGUCCCCGUCCCUGGUGUGGCUCUCCUUGGCACUGUCGACGCUGCUGUGCCUCCUACACGGCGCUCCUGUACAGGGGGCGACUCCGGAGUGUGAGGCCAACCAGUUCCAGUGUGGGAACGGCCGCUGCAUCCCGUCGGUGUGGAAGUGUGACGGCGACCCAGACUGUACGGACGGCAGCGACGAGACCUCCUGUGAGAAGCUGACCUGUGCGGAUUCUGACUUUGUGUGCACUAAUGGCCAGUGUGUCCCCAAGCGCUGGCACUGUGACGGAGAGCCAGACUGUGAGGAUGGCUCUGACGAGAGCUCGGAGAUCUGCCACAUGCGGACGUGUCGUGUGAACGAGUUCAGCUGCGGGGCCAACCAGUGUAUUCCUGUCUUCUGGAAGUGCGACGGGGAGAGCGACUGUGAUAAAGGAGACGAUGAAGUCAACUGCAGCAACAUCACGUGCGCGCCCAACGAGUUCACGUGCGCGAGCGGCCGCUGCAUCUCCCGCAACUUUGUGUGCAACGGCGAGGACGAGUGCGGCGACGGCAGCGACGAGGUGGGCUGUGCGCCGUCCUCCUGCGGGCCCAGCGAGUUCCAGUGCGGCAACGCCUCCUGCAUCCCCGCCAGCUGGGUGUGUGACGAGGACGUCGACUGCCAGGACCAAUCGGACGAGUCCCACACCCGCUGCGGCCGGCACCCGACCCCCCCUGCCAGGUGCUCCUCCAGUGAGAUGCAGUGCGGCUCAGGGGAGUGCAUCCACAGGAAGUGGCGAUGCGACGGGGACAGCGACUGCAAGGACGGUAGCGACGAAAGCAACUGUCCUGUGCGUACCUGUGGGGCUGACCACUUCAAGUGUGACGAUGGCGGCUGUAUCCCUGGCAACCGCCAGUGUAAUGGUCUGCGAGAGUGCACUGACGGCUCAGACGAAAACAACUGCAAAAACGUGACCCAGUGCAGCGGGCCAGAGAAGUUCCGCUGUCGCAGUGGGGAGUGCAUCGAGAUGACCAAGGUGUGCAACAAGGCCCGAGACUGUCCCGACUGGAGCGACGAGCCCAUCAGCGAAUGCAGUGUGAACGAGUGUCUGCUGAACAACGGCUGCUCCCACAUGUGUAAGGACAUGGUGAUCGGCUUCCAGUGCGACUGCACCCCCGAGCUCAUCGACCACAAGACCUGCGGAGACAUCAACGAGUGUGUGAACCCUGGCAUCUGCAGUCAGAUCUGCAUCAACCUGAAGGGAGGCUACAAGUGUGAGUGUCACAACGGCUACCAGAUGGACCCCACCACGGGGGUCUGCAAGGCUGUGGGCAAGGAGCCCUGCCUGAUGUUCACCAACCGCCGGGACAUCCGGCGGCUGGGCCUGGAGCGCCGGGAGUACACCCAGGUGGUGGAGCACAGGAACACGGUGGCACUGGACGCAGACUUCAACCAGCAGACCAUCUUCUGGGCGGACCUGGGCCAGAAGGCCAUCUACAGCACGGUUCUGGGCAAGAAGGCGGAGCAGGGUAUCCACACCAUGGUCAUCGACAACAUGCAGACGCCCGUGGGCAUCGCCGUUGACUGGAUCUACAAAAACAUCUACUGGUCCGACCUGGGCACCAAGACCAUCGCCGUGGCUACCUUCAACGGCACCAGGCAGAAGGUUCUGUUCAGCAGUGGUCUGAAGGAGCCCGCCUCCAUUGCUGUGGACCCGCUGUCUGGGUUCCUGUACUGGUCUGACUGGGGGGAACCAGCGAAGAUAGAGAAGUCAGGGAUGAAUGGAGCCGGCCGACGGACCCUGGUGGAGACGGACAUCCAGUGGCCUAACGGCAUCACCCUAGACCUGAUCAAGGGCCGGCUGUACUGGGUGGACUCCAAGCUGCACAUGCUGUGUAGCGUGGACCUGAACGGGGACAACCGGCGGAAGGUCCUGCAGUCCUCAGAGUUCCUGGCUCACCCCUUUGCCCUCACCGUGUUCGAGGACCGCGUGUUCUGGACGGACGAGAACGAGGCCAUCUACGGAGCCAACAAGUUCACGGGCUCUGACGUGGUGACGCUGGCCAGCAACCUGUACGCCCAGGACAUCAUCGUCUACCACGAGCUCAUCCAGCUCUCCGGUCCCAACUGGUGUACAGAGAAGGGGGAGAAUGGGGGCUGUGCCUACCUGUGUCUCCCCGCCCCCCAGGUGAAUAAGCACUCCCCCAGGUACACCUGCGUGUGUCCCCAGGGCCAGGAGCUGGCGGAGGACGGACUGCGCUGCCGACCAGGUGUGUGAAACGCACGCACUCACACACACUCUCACUCGGAUCACCUGACCGCUCUCCUCUCCUUGAGGUUUUAUACAGAUCUCACCUGAAGUAGAAAGACUGGGCGGUGGUCUCCCUUGGCAACCUUGGUGGUCGCCAGGGGAUCAGCUUGAAUGCAGAAGGCUGAUGGGGAAGUGAGGUGUGUGGAGCUGAAGGAGGAAUGUUAUCGUGAGUUAUUAGGGGCACUGGUGUGGCUAGCAACCCCCCCAUGCUGUUGGCAAACACACUGAUCGUGUGUGUGUGUGUGUGUGUGUGUUCGCUUUAGCGGAUCCAUCCAAUGUAAUCUACAGAUGGUUCACUUUAGAAGAACAGGUUGUACAGGAGGGGAGCUCUGACAGACGGUCAUGGGGGGGACGGACGUCGAAAAAUGUUUCUCAAUCUUAAUUUGAAGUGAGACAUUGUCUUUUCUCCGGUCAUACAAUGUGUUUCUAACGUGGGUCUGAUCGCG